AUGGCUAAGAAGGAGGCCACCAAGACCCGCAAGACCAGAGAUGGCAGAAAGAAGAAGGAUCCCAACGCGCCUAAGCGUGGUCUUUCAGCCUACAUGUUUUUUGCCAAUGAGCAGCGCGACAACGUGAGAGAUGAGAACCCUGGCAUUGCCUUCGGUCAGGUUGGAAAGAUCCUUGGUGAGAGAUGGAAGGCUCUCGCUGAGGACAAGCGCCGACCCUACGAGGACAAGGCUGCUGCCGACAAGAAGCGGUAUGAGGCCGAGAAAGCUCGCUACGAGCAAGGUGACGAAGAGGAAUCCGCGUAA
This is a messenger RNA of Xylona heveae TC161, 303 nucleotides long. RefSeq lists its product as hypothetical. The transcript is spliced from 4 exons. The coding region runs from base 1 to 303 and encodes 100 amino acids. NCBI's taxonomy places the organism in Eukaryota, Fungi, Ascomycota, Xylonomycetes, Xylonales, Xylonaceae. The record is from RefSeq and is a predicted model, not a curated record.